AUAUAUGCAGUAUAUAGAUAGAUAUAUAUAGAUAUAUAUAGUGUAUAAGAGAAAAGAAGACAGAGGCGCCAGUGCCGAAGCUUUAUCUUUAUUAUGCGCCGCUAAAGUGAAUUGUCAAGUGAAAUCAGAAAUGGCUGCCAACGAACAACAACGUAAGGAACCCAAAGAUUUGAGAGAACCAGCUCAUCAUGCGAGGAGACCAAUGAAUGCAUUCUUAAUAUUUUGUAAACGCCAUAGAGGAUCGGUUAGAUCUGGUUUUCCACAUUUAGAAAAUCGUGCAGUUACCAGAGUUCUUGGAGAAUGGUGGGCAACUCUUAAUCCGGAUCAAAAACGUACCUAUAAGAAUUUAGCACAGGAGUACAAAGAUGCCUUCUUAAAAGCAAACCCUGAUUUCAAAUGGUACAAGUUACCAGCUCCUCCUUUACGUACUCUGACUACAAGACCUACGAAUAAAAAACAAGAAGUAGGGAAUGUGGACCAGACUACGGAUAGUGUCAAAUCCGAAUACGAGUCUUCCGAUUAUAUUAAUUCAGAUAAUAAAGACAGUCAAGCUAUACAGCCAGGCAAGCUAGCUGACGAAUCUCAAAUUGGUGGCCUUAGCUCUCUUUUUACUCCGCAAAAGGUGCAAUUAAUAGAUGAGCAAAUAACGAUUCAAAAUGAUGUUCCUGAAUUGAAAGAUGUUACAGCACCUAAACCUCCUAAAAAGAGAAACCCAGAGUUGAUUCUUGCUCUUGAACACAAAAACGAAUGUAAAGUUGAUCUUUUUAAUGAGAAAAAAAGGAAACAUCCUGAAUCCAAUAACAAUGAUCAACAUACAAUGUAUAUAGAAAAUGAUAAAACAAUAACCAACUCGUUCCUGGACUCAAAUGCUAAUUCUGAAGAAAAUAAUUAUAGAGGUGAAAGAACGUGUAAAGGAUUACGGUAUCAAAAGUUUUUAGCUGAACAAAUUAGGCACAUUGGACCAUCUGGACAAAAUAAUAAACGAAAGAAGUCAACUACGUCGUCGUUGUCAUAUAGUCCCGAGGAGCAAUUAAAUGAAAGAAGAAAUUCCAUAUCUUCCAAUGUUAGUGAAAAAACUGAUUCUUUGAGUAGCGAAGGUGGAAAUAGUUCACGUGGUGAAUUAGAACAUUUAGUAGAAAGUGCUGAAGGAAAUUUGGAAGCUUCUAAGCCAGAAGAAACAGAAACAGAAGGCGCAGAAAGCGAUUUGGAUUUUGGACCUUGGACAACACGUAAAAGAUUUCGUGCUGAGGAUUUUAAUUUGGAAAAAAAGAUUGAAGCUUUACCUUCCUUAAGUUUAGAAGAAUUUCAAGAAAAGAAAAAGCUACAGCGUAUAAACAAGAAAAAAGUUUUGCAAAAGUUAAAUACAAAUAAAUGGUGCCAUGAUAAUUCCAAUAGCGGUCAAUCUAAUAGACAAAAUAAUAAAAAUAGAUUGUAUGCUACAAAUGAAAUUCUAGAAGAUGGUGAAAAGUCGCAUUUGGUAGGAAGUCAGAAGAGAAAAGCACGAAAGCAAAGUAUUACUCGUAAUGCAGCAGCAACGAUAACGACGACAACUAUUAUUUCUAAUAUGCCUGGAAAUCAAGAAAUAAAUAAGACAUGGUGUGCAUCACCGGACCUGGAAGCAUUGGCAUGUCUUGCAGCGGUUGCCGCCAAUAGAACAAAACUUACCAAAAAUAAUGAUUAACUAUUAAACCCGCAGUCAUGCAUAAGUCAAAUAUUUGUGCUACAUGGAGCAAGGUGUUAUUAAAUUUUAUCAUCGAUAUAAUUUACUAUCACCGCAGGAUUAUUCAAGUUUCUGAUAUAAGUGCUAUUAUCAUAAAAAAGAAA
Messenger RNA from Polistes canadensis, 1824 nucleotides. It is a transcript of the gene bbx, whose product is annotated as putative transcription factor SOX-15. The record is from RefSeq and is a predicted model, not a curated record. The coding region runs from base 131 to 1681 and encodes 516 amino acids. Lineage: Eukaryota; Metazoa; Arthropoda; Insecta; Hymenoptera; Vespidae. Gene Ontology annotation, biological process: regulation of transcription by RNA polymerase II. Gene Ontology annotation, molecular function: DNA-binding transcription factor activity, RNA polymerase II-specific; RNA polymerase II transcription regulatory region sequence-specific DNA binding. The transcript is spliced from 8 exons. Gene Ontology annotation, cellular component: nucleus.